AUGGACCAAUCGACGUCGACGGAAGAUCUGGUGGAUUUCAUAGCGGACGUCAUCAGCAUCGAUGGGCGGACCGAUGCGAACGCCAACUAUAAAAGGGAAGUACGCGACCAAUCGACCACAACUUCACCAUCCUUGGAUAAUCCAAAGCAACAAAUAAUGGAGAGGAAAAUGCAAGACCAGACUACAUCUACAUCCAUCUCUCCAACAAACAAUUCUCAGCCACCAGUAGUCAUUUUCGAAGACGCAGCAGAAACGGAUGUCUCGCUGGCAGACUUCCAGUAA
This is a messenger RNA of Strongylus vulgaris, 282 nucleotides long. The record is from the annotation of a GenBank genome assembly. Lineage: Eukaryota; Metazoa; Nematoda; Chromadorea; Rhabditida; Strongylidae.